Molecule: messenger RNA, 751 nt
Organism: Propithecus coquereli (Coquerel's sifaka)
Lineage: Eukaryota; Metazoa; Chordata; Mammalia; Primates; Indriidae
Gene: CCL20
Product: chemokine (C-C motif) ligand 20
Exons: 4
Coding region: 66-359 (97 amino acids)
Biological process (GO): inflammatory response; neutrophil chemotaxis; cellular response to tumor necrosis factor
Cellular component (GO): extracellular region
Molecular function (GO): CCR chemokine receptor binding; chemokine activity
Source: RefSeq, a predicted model, not a curated record
AACACAACAGCACUCCCAAAGAACUGGGUACCCAACACUGAGCAGAUCUACUCUUCGAGCUGAAAAUGAUGUGCAGUAGCAAGAGUUUGCUCCUGGCUGCUUUGAUGACAGUGCUGCUGCUCCACCUCUGCAGUAAAACAGAUGCAGCAAGCAACUUUGACUGCUGCCUCCGAUAUACAGAACAUAUCCUUCCUCAUAAAUUUAUUGUGGGCUUCACACAGCAGCUGGCCAACGAAGCUUGUGACAUCAACGCUAUCAUCUUUUACACAAAGAAAAGAUUAGCUGUGUGUGCAGAUCCAAAGAAGAUUUGGGUGAAACAAGCUGUGCGUAUCCUCAGCCAAAGAGUCAAGAGGAUGUAAAAACUCAUGCUCUUCUGGAAUGGAAUUGGACACAGCCCAAGAAGAAGAAGAACCUAGCUGGGGUUGGAGGUUUCAUUUGCACACCGUUGAGGGUUUAGCACUUCUCUGAUUUGCGCCUCAUUGGACUUGUCCAAUUAGUGAAGUUGAUUCAUAUUGCAUCAUAGUUUGCUUUGUUUAAGCAUCUCCUUGAAGUCACACUCUAUUUUAUGUUAAAUUAUUUAUAGCUGUACAUUGUCUGUGUUUAGCUAUUUAAUACGAAUUUCCUAUAAGCUAUUUGGUUUAGUGCAAGGUAUAGAAUUAUGUUUGGGGGGAUAAGAUCAUAUGGGCUGUCUUGUAAGCAACAGCUAUUUUUUUUUAAAAAGCUAUUUAACAUUCUUCUGUUUAUAUAGUUU